AUGCCUCUCGUCGUACCAGGUAUCAACUCCUCCUUGACCGGAGACAAAAAGAAUGACUGGCUCGACAAGCUCAUGGGCAAGAAGCUGUCCGAUUCUACAAGCGAUGAAGUGUCAUUCGCAAAGCGAGACCUGCCUUCCAGCCAUCGUGUCAUAGGGCCAAAUGAUAUGUCAACGACCGACCAUAACCCUGAUCGACUCAACAUUCACGUCGAUAAUGAGGGGACGGUUCGGGAUGUCCGAUAUGGUUGA
Talaromyces amestolkiae is the source of this 249-nucleotide messenger RNA. RefSeq lists its product as uncharacterized. The record is from RefSeq and is a predicted model, not a curated record. Lineage: Eukaryota; Fungi; Ascomycota; Eurotiomycetes; Eurotiales; Trichocomaceae. Bases 1 to 249 code for a protein of 82 amino acids. The transcript is spliced from 3 exons.